Messenger RNA from Scaptodrosophila lebanonensis, 551 nucleotides. RefSeq lists its product as uncharacterized. The transcript has 4 exons. Gene Ontology annotation, molecular function: nucleic acid binding. Gene Ontology annotation, biological process: tRNA splicing, via endonucleolytic cleavage and ligation. NCBI's taxonomy places the organism in Eukaryota, Metazoa, Arthropoda, Insecta, Diptera, Drosophilidae. The record is from RefSeq and is a predicted model, not a curated record. Bases 128 to 463 code for a protein of 111 amino acids.
CCAAAAACAAUGCUAUUUCCUGACCUUACCACGAACCGAGAGUACUUAAUGUUAAGAGCACAGAUAGUUAGGUAUCGCAAAACACUCUUCGUAUAAUUUAAAAAACACUUCAAACAGUUUGCUAACAAUGCUGCAACAGCGAGUCCUUCAGACAGGUGGCAUGGAUGCCAUAAAUUCAGCUCUAGCUAAGCAAGUUUGCACUGAUUUAAUGAAAGAUAAUAAUCUAACAAAUAUUAAAAUCGACUACGAUAAGGAUUUGGAGGCUGUUUAUUUAUGGUCACAAUAUGAAGAUGGACGUCUUGUGGCAUUCCUACCCACACUGUACUCCAAAUCUAUCGACUUUACAUUAGUGAAUAAUCUUCAACAAAAACUGAGUAGUAGCAUCACAUUUUUGGCCAUUGUAGAUAACACUGCAAACAUUCUAUAUUACCAAAUCUCAAAUAAGCUAUUAGAAAAGCAAUGAUCAUUAGCUUAUUUAGCUAUUAUUUGCAUGUAUGGGAUAGAUAUACGCAUGUAUGUAUGUUUAUAUUAUUAGAUUACCAAAAUUGUAA